AUGGAGUCCAUUCCCCCUGUUUACUCCGCGCCCACAAAGAAGACAUACUCCCCACCAUGGGCGGAUCUGAGUAUCAUUGGUAUAGCUGGUAGCUCUGGCUCUGGCAAAACCUCGGUGGCGAUGGAGAUUGUGAAGUCUCUGAAUCUGCCGUGGGUUGUCAUCCUGGUGAUGGACUCGUUCUAUAAGAGCCUGACCCCAGAGCAACACCGCAAAGCGCAUGCCAAUGAAUUCGAUUUUGACUGCCCGGAUGCGAUAGACUUUGAUGCAUUAGUACAGACCCUGACCGAUCUGAAGCAAGGAAAGAAGGCCAAUAUCCCUGUCUAUUCAUUCGGUGAACAUCAGCGUCAACCCCAGACGACGACCCUCUAUUCUCCGCAUGUUUUGAUUUUGGAGGGAAUCUUGGCCCUGCAUGAUCCACGGAUCAUGGAGAUGUUGGAUGUCAAGAUCUUUGUAGAAGCCGAUAUGGAUGUGUGCCUUGGACGCAGAAUCUUGCGCGAUGUCCGUGAAAGAGGCCGAGAUAUCGAUGGCAUCAUCAAGCAGUGGUUCCAAUUUGUCAAGCCAUCGUAUAAGACAUUUGUCGAGCCUCAGCGUGCAGUCUCGGACAUCAUUAUCCCACGCGGAAUCGAAAACAAAACCGCCAUCGAUAUGGUCGUGAAGCAUAUUCAGCGCAAGCUGCAGGAGAAAUCCGAGAAGCACAGUGCGGAGUUGCAAAAAUUGGGCAAGCUCGCUUUGGAAGAGAAAUUGUCACCCAACGUGUUUGUCAUGCCUCAUACGCCGCAGUUUGUCGGUAUGAACACCAUCCUACAGGAUCCGGCCACGGAGCAAGUCGACUUUGUUUUCUAUUUCGAUCGGCUUGCUUGCUUGUUAAUUGAAAAAGCGCUUGACAGCACUUCGUAUGAUCCAUCCAAGGUGGAGACUCCUCAGGGAACUCACUACGACGGGUUGAACCCGGCAGGCACAGUGUCCGCCGUGGCAGUUCUACGCGGUGGCUCCUGCCUUGAGACCGCGCUCAAGCGAACCAUUCCUGAUUGUAUCACUGGUCGCGUACUCAUCCAGACUAACGAGCAGAAUGAAGAACCCGAGCUGCACUAUUUGAAAUUGCCCUCGAAGAUCGAGGAGCAUGCGACCGUCAUGCUUCUGGAUCCUCAGAUGUCCAGCGGAGGAGCUGCCUUGAUGGCCGUCCGCGUGCUGAUCGACCAUGGGGUCGCGGAGGGCAAGAUCGUCUUUGUCACUUGUGCAGCUGGGAAGGUUGGGCUCAAGCGACUGACUACCGUCUAUCCCCAAGUGAAGGUCAUUGUAGGACGGAUUGAGGAGGAGCGGGAACCCCGGUGGAUGGAGAAGAGAUAUUUUGGAUGUUAA
Molecule: messenger RNA, 1359 nt
Organism: Aspergillus clavatus NRRL 1
Lineage: Eukaryota; Fungi; Ascomycota; Eurotiomycetes; Eurotiales; Aspergillaceae
Product: uridine kinase family protein
Exons: 8
Coding region: 1-1359 (452 amino acids)
Cellular component (GO): cytoplasm
Molecular function (GO): kinase activity; ATP binding
Source: RefSeq, a predicted model, not a curated record